CAUAGUCACAAACAAAACGGCCUCCCGGUUCAUUUAACGGUACAAGCUAAACUCCCUGAAGACGUCAAAGAGCCACUGCUGUGGGGCUGAACGCUCGGCUGAAAAGGAUCCUCUCUAAAGCGGCGUCUGUGGCGAGCCACCAUGGUGCGCCUGACCAUAGAUCUGAUUGCUAAAUCUAGAAACCACUUCAAAAAGAAAAGGGGCCUCUCCCUCCCACAGUACCUCAAGACACUCACCCACCUCCACUUUUUCAGCAAGAGCAUUGACGACAUUGGGGAUCUCUCCAUGUGUAGAAACCUCACCUUUCUUUACCUGUACGAUAAUCAGAUCACACACAUUUGCAACCUCGGCUUCGCCUCCAACCUCACCCAUCUUUAUAUGCAGAACAAUAACAUCACUCAAAUAGAUAAUCUCUCCAAUCUGCAGAAGCUCUCCAAACUGUAUCUGGGUGGAAACAGGAUCGCUGUGGUGGAGGGCUUAGAGACACUCUGUGAGCUCAAGGAGCUUCAUCUGGAGAAUCAGAGGCUGGCACCGGGGGAAAAGUUGCUCCUUGCCCCAAUGUCUCUCCUCUCACUGGCGGAAUCUCUCUGUGUCCUGAAUAUCAAUAACAACAACAUUGAUGAAAUCAGGGAACUGACAGUGCUGAAGGAACUCCAGCAUUUUUCUGCGGCUGACAAUAGAUUGUACAAUAUGGAGGAGUUAGAGGAUGUGUUCAGCCAUUGGCCUCAGCUGCUUCAAAUGGAUUUGGGUGGAAAUCCGGUGUGUAAAAAAGCAAAAUACAGAGACCGCCUAAUAACCGUGGUCCAUAGCCUGGAGGUUCUGGACGGCAGGGAAAUUCAUGAUUUAACCAGACAGUUCCUUAUUAACUGGAAAGCAUCCAAAGAGGCCAAGAAGAAGAAGAACAACAACAAACAUGUGAUGACGGGAUCCUUAAUCCACUUUCCCUUAACAAAUGACUUUAACGCAUGUCAGGGUCCAGGUCCUGGUUACAUCUACAGCCACGCCAACAUGCAGCAGUCUCUCAGGGCACAAAAAUGAAAGAUUCCUGCGAGCGGACAUCUCCUUCACGUGGCUGCCUCAUCACCUUGCAGUCAUGUGGAUGCUUAAGACAAACCUAUACCAGUCCACUAAAAUCUCCACCCAUGCAGGACGAACCCUGCUGCUGCCUAGUUUAACGCUCACACAUUUAACAGGACAGAGGAGAGUCACUGUCACUCAUCUAUGAUGUCAUAGCUGCAGGCACUUCAGAGACACUGCAGUAAUCUUUGAUGGAUUUUAGGUUAUUUUAUUUUACGGCAAAUAUUUUGAUUGUAUCUGUCUCUUAAAACUACAUUUCCAUAAAUGAAUAGGCUGGAAAUAAUCUGCUAGUGUUAGAAAUGAAUUAAGGAAUUAAAGAGUGAAACAAUGAAUAAUUCUGCUCAUUUCUUUUCCUCACUCUCACAGCUGGUUUAUUUCUAAUUACCUUUUUUGGGGUCUGAGGAUAUAAAUAAUCUAUCCACCUACUAGUCAGUGCUGCAUUUUCUGUGGUGUGUGUCGUUUUUCUUCUGCAUGCAUUUAAUCAAAUAAGUGAACCAGGAGAUGCAGAGUGGCACAAUCGAAAUGAUUAUAAAGCUAACAGCAUAAGCUUCUAUUCAAACAAUCGGGAU
This is a messenger RNA of Anarrhichthys ocellatus (wolf-eel), 1646 nucleotides long. RefSeq names its product protein phosphatase 1, regulatory subunit 42 (gene ppp1r42). Gene Ontology annotation, molecular function: protein binding. Bases 142 to 1038 code for a protein of 298 amino acids. Lineage: Eukaryota; Metazoa; Chordata; Actinopteri; Perciformes; Anarhichadidae. The record is from RefSeq and is a predicted model, not a curated record. The transcript has 9 exons.